Molecule: messenger RNA, 1945 nt
Organism: Colossoma macropomum (tambaqui)
Lineage: Eukaryota; Metazoa; Chordata; Actinopteri; Characiformes; Serrasalmidae
Product: SLAM family member 5-like
Exons: 6
Coding region: 789-1736 (315 amino acids)
Source: RefSeq, a predicted model, not a curated record
AGUUUCAGGUGUUUCUUGUUUCCCCUCAGUGUUUUUGUAUGCCUGUGUUUGCUCAGUCCCUUUGUCUUGCAUUGUCUAUAUACCCUGUUGCCGGUGCCUGCUUUUUUAUAUAUUUAUUUAUUAUUAUUUUUUGGGGGGGUUUUGUUUCUGAUUUAGUUCUGUUUUCCUUUGUUUUGUCUCACUAUGAAUUUAUCUGUUCUGCUUACCUUUUCUGCUGGGUUUCUGGACUCUGUUAGGUCUGAUUUAAAUAAAAGCAUCUCGCACUUGUAUCAUGCCUCUUCAACUCCUACGUUAUAGAACUUUAUUUGUAUUUAUUCGAAUGAUAUUUAGCGUUUUUUACUAGCAAAAACACAACUUACUGCAAAGAAACAGUUUCGCAUAUCAAAUAUAAAAAUAUAAACUUAUAAUAUAAAAAAGCUACAUUUAAUCACAGAAGUUAAUCCAUAACCUUUCACUGUAAUUUAGCUGUACCGCCAGUGCUUUUAGUAUAAAAACAGGCAGCUAAAAGGUAACCUCUAUGUAAUACUGGCUGUUUAUCAGUUAAAAUAGUCAUCUUCACUAACAUCGUCGUAGUUCUAGUUGAUUUUAAAACGGUGACACAGCCCCUUUUUACGCAAUGCAUGAUGGGCAUGCCCAGUCUAGCCCAGUCUAGCCCAGCCCAGCCCAGCCCAGCGCGAGCACAUCAGCUCUGUGUGUUUCUUUUGUUUUGCUAUAAAGCUGAGUAGAAAACUGACGAUGGAGUUGAAGAGUUAGUUGAUGAAGCUGGUUGAUUAGAAUGGCUGGUUAAAAUGUUCUCAGAAUACAGGAUUCAUCCAGCUCUGCUUCACCUGCUUUACUGUCUGUUGUACUCAGCUGGAGAAGAGGUUGUCAGACUGCAGGAGCUGGAGAGAAACACUGUAACCAUUCAUACUGGAUUAACUGGAGUUCAAAGUGAUGCUCAGAUACUGUGGAUUUAUGGACCUGAGAAUGCAGAUAUAAAGAUAGUGAACAGUCAGAUCAUUAGAGGAGAGAUUAUUACAGACUAUGACAGUGAGAGAUUCAGAGACAGACUGCAGCUGAACAGAAACAGUGGAUCUUUAACCAUCACAAACAUCAGCAGAGACGAUUCUGGAAUUUAUAAACUACAAAUCAUUACUGGACGGGUCCUGGUCUGGAGCUUCAGUGUUAAUGUCUAUGCUCCAGUAUUAAAGCCAGUAAUCAGAAAUCAGUCAGAAAAGCGCUCAGUGAGUCUCAGAGAGUCGUGUUCUCCUCUGUGCUCUGUGGAGAAUGGGAAGGAUGUGAGUUUGUCCUGGUAUGAAGAGAAAGAGAGAAUCUCCAGCAUCAGUAGCUCAGAUUCCAGUGAACGUCUUUUUCUUCCUCUGAAUAUAACUAACCCAGACUGUUCUACUUACACCUGUGUAGCUGCUAAUCCAGUUAGCAAUCAGACAACUCAGCUCGACAUUACAAACGUCUGCUGUAAAGCAGGUGCGAUAGUUCCUAGAGGUCUCUCCAAGACACUGACUGCAGUUCUGACACCUGUUGGACUGAUUGUUGCUCUAUCAAUAUUAUUUGUGUGCAUCUGGAAAAAGAAGACAAAGCAUCAAGUUUGUGAAGAUGCUGAGCUGAAUUAUGCUGAGGUGAAAACUAAACCUCAGAAUUCUCAUGAGGUAAACAGAGCUGGAGUGACAGAAAUUCAAGACGAGAGUGACUUAGUGGUGUACUCACGCAUCAGGAAGCAACUCACUAUUUCAGAAUGAGAAUAUCCUUUUUACUUACAUUUUUACAUUCUUUGCUGAUUACUGCCUAGUUUUAGUCAGUAUUUUUAACCUGUCUGCCAUUUGAAAACUGGUCACAAGUAUUAAUUGUAUAUAAGCUUUCACACAAUCCAUUUCUGUAUUUAUGCUGUGUUUAUUGUUGACGCUACGAAUUUUAUAAAAACAUUACAUUUUAAACUGCUAUAAAAUGG